AUGGCGAUUGAUCGCUAUGCAGCAAUAUGUAACCCACUUCUCUAUCUAAGGAUUAUGACUAAGGAAAAAUGCCUAAAGUUAUUGAGUGGUUCUUACUUUGGUGGUUUUCUUCAUUCUUUAAUACAGACAUGCUGUACUUUUCGCCUUUCAUUUUGUGGCUCUCACCAAAUUGAUCACUUCUUUUGUGAUAUUCCACCUUUACUAAAGCUCUCCUGUAUGGAUACAUCUACAAAUGAACUUAUUCUGCCAAUAUUUGCAUCCAUUGUAGCAGCUGGCUCUGCUAUUGUCAUAGUUAUCUCUUAUACUUCUAUUUUACGUGCUGUUUUUAAAAGUCGAUCUUUACAAGGAAGACGCAAAGCAUUCUCCACCUGUGGCUCUCAUUUCAUUUGUGUCAUUCUUUUCUACAGCACAGUCCUCUUUAUGUAUCUAAGACCAAGCUCAAUAUAUUCUUUACAACAAGACAAGAUUAUCUCAGUAGUGUAUACACUGGUCAUUCCAAUGUUGAACCCUCUAAUUUACAGUUUGCGAAAUCGAGAAAUAAAGCUUGCUCUUAGGAAUGUUAUUAAAACAUUUAAAAAUGAUUAA
Molecule: messenger RNA, 585 nt
Organism: Staurois parvus
Lineage: Eukaryota; Metazoa; Chordata; Amphibia; Anura; Ranidae
Source: the annotation of a GenBank genome assembly